Jaminaea rosea is the source of this 1398-nucleotide messenger RNA. RefSeq lists its product as hypothetical. The record is from RefSeq and is a predicted model, not a curated record. The transcript has a single exon. Bases 1 to 1398 code for a protein of 465 amino acids. NCBI's taxonomy places the organism in Eukaryota, Fungi, Basidiomycota, Exobasidiomycetes, Microstromatales.
AUGCUAUCAGGCCACAGCUCACCAGUGAUCCUUGGCGGCGGCCACUCUCACCGCAACACCCUUGGGGCCAUCAAGCGUCCCACCUCUCGCGGCUCCUCUUCCGGCGGCUGCUCCACUCCCAACAAUGGCCUCCUCGUUGGCACGGAUGGCGAGCUCCAUGACCCAGGCUACAAUGAGUCAUGGCAGGCUCUUAAGGCUCAGCUGGAGAACACCUCCACGGCUAGUCCGCUCGCUCGCAAGUCGACGCUCAACUCGAUGAGGAGGCGCAGCAUCUUGCCAGACGACGCCGAGGCUUCGUACGAGGAGGAGGAGGAGCUCGAGUCACCGGCCUCCAUUGCACGGCGACAAGCUACAGCUCUUCAGUCGCGUCGAUCGACUCUCGCCCCGACAUCUCCUGAGUUCAGCAGCUUUCGCUCUUCUGGCUCACCAUCGCGGCCCACCUCGGCUGGGAGCGGCUCAUCACGCCCCAGCCCUACCCUGUCCAGCAAACGUGGCGGCUCACUCCGCGCCUCCUUUAGCAAGCAAACUCCCAUCUCGAGUGCUACAGUCAAUCCGCUCGACGACUGGGGUAGCAGCUUCACUGGGUUGGUAGACGUUCAACGCGAGUCGAGGAGCAGGCGCAACUCCGUCGAGCCCGUAGCGUCUGACGCGGUGUGGAUCUCGAGGCCUAGCAGCCCGGCCAGCUCGACUGUCAGUGGCCGUACAGGCGGCGGCAUGGACGUCGAAGUUGCUGGCCCAAGCGCAGGCGUUGGUACUUCGAGGCGUCGUAGCUCGGACGGCUCAAAUCGGCCCGGCUCAUCGAGGCGUGUCGCCAACUUUGCCCAGGAGACGCUCAAGAAGGCGAGGAGUGAGAGCGAUCCUGCUCCGGCCAAGCGCGGGGCAAUGCCUUCCGCCAAUGACGACGACGAGGGAGGGUAUCAGCCCAUUCCUACCGCGGCUGGACCGACCUCUCAUCGAUUAUCCCCGAUCCUCUCUACGAGCGUUGAAGGGGAGGGGGCGCGACGUCGUAGUGCACACCAUGAUAAUCCCCUGACGCCUCUGGACGAGAAUGGAGGAUAUCUCACUAUGACCUCGGCCCUGUACGGGAACAAUGUCAACGAACGGCUCGAGCCGCCCGCCCAGCGCGAAGAACGCGAGCGCUCACAUCGCCUGCCCUUGUUGGGACGUAGGCCAUCGCCGGUGCAUCAGAGCCUGGGGGGCGGUGAUCAGGAGCACGUUAAGGACAAGCCGGCCGUGAAGACGUCGACCGAGGCAAUGGACAUAGACGCCCUUCGCCGCAAGAUGCAGAGCAUCGGCUUAGGAAUGAAGUUCAAGACGAUGCGCAUCAAGAAGCGUUGGGCAGACGCGGCCGCACACAAUGGCACUGGGCGCAAGCGCAGCGGCAGUGAGAGCAGCUAG